This is a messenger RNA of Penaeus indicus, 1945 nucleotides long. RefSeq lists its product as uncharacterized. NCBI's taxonomy places the organism in Eukaryota, Metazoa, Arthropoda, Malacostraca, Decapoda, Penaeidae. Bases 95 to 805 code for a protein of 236 amino acids. The transcript is spliced from 6 exons. The record is from RefSeq and is a predicted model, not a curated record.
AAAGGAAAAAAAAGGAAGGAAAGAAGGAAGGAACGAAAAUGAAGAAGAAUUAGUAAUGGAAGAAAGUUAGAAAGAAGGAGGGACACCCGUGAAGAUGAUUGCCAAUUUGUCUCGUUAUUUCGGAAAAUGGAUCGUUUGCUGGCUGGCUUUCGCUGCCGUUUCUGGUCAAGAGGAGAACGGGAGGAACUACAACCAGCUUUCCUGUGGCUCAGGGUGCGAGUGGGCAGCCGUGCACUCUGUGUCCAUCGAGGCGCGCGAGGGCGUGACCCGAGCCUUCUGGCGUCCCGCUGGCUCCUCCUCCCUGGCCUUCGUCCGCCUCCCCCACUGGAGGGCCCCGGAGGUCAUUAGAGCCAACGCGACAUCCAAGCGUGACCUUCAUCCCAGCGACCCCUGCCACGAAGUCAUCGUCCGCGCCAGCAUACGAGAUGACUCUGCCGGACGACUCACGACGACCUACACGCUGGAGAUCCCGUCCCUCGGCGCGAGGUGGACGUCCUCCUCCUCAGGACGCGAUGCUGGGACGACGCGAGGCGACCCACGCGACCCUCCGGUGGUCACCUUCCUGAUGACCGACGAAAGUUAUUGGGGCGACGACUGUGCCUGGGACACGUGCAAUUCCCGACUCAGCAACGCGGGUGGAGGAAUAAGUUGGUGCAAAUGGUUGCUCGUUGCAGAUUUGGUUGCCAUUGCAGCCGUGUUGCUAAUGGCGUCUUUCGUGUUGCUUGUUUUGCUGCGUCGCCCAAAGGGAUCUCGCGCCUCGGGCUUCAAGUCUUUUCCUCCGUCGGUCCUUCUGGCGGAAACUUGACGGAAGACACUGGAGGACCUUCUGGCUUGGCUUUCGUCGCGAUCGGCGUUUCGUUGAAAAAGGAAUAUUUGAAGGCUAAAGAUUAUUCGUAUACUUGGAUAUCGAAAUGUCUGUUUAUCUGUUUAAAGUCAUUUUGUACAUAUUUUCAUGCAUGCGUACAUAUAUACAUACACACACACACACACAAACAAUAAGCAAACACACACACACGCAACUAUAUACUUACACAUACGGUAUACAUAGCUCGGACAAGAGUGAGAUAAAAAAAAAGUUUAAAAUAUAAAAAAGAAAUAUAAAAAAAAAGAAAAAAAAACAAGAAUCAUUUACAAAUUCUCUUAUGAGUGAAAGUCGAAAACUUCUUCCUUAAAACAAUUUAAAGUUAUCCAAAAAAGGAGACAAACUUCACUCGUGACAUUCAGGUUGGGUCAGAUCACGAACUUAACUUUGUCAUUAAGUUCAAACGAUCACAAAGAAUAGUUCUAGAAAUCAGUCGAGAAAUUCAGGUGAAUUGGUUUUCAGGAGAGAGAGAGAGAGAGAGAGAGAGAGAGAGAGAGAGAGAGAGAGAGAGAGAGAGAGAGAGAGAGAGAAAGAGAGAGAGAGAGAGAGAAAGGGAGAGAGAAAGAGAGAGAGGGAGAGAGAGACAGAGGGGGGGGAGAGGGAAAGGAAGAGGAAGAGGGAGGGAAGGAGUGAGUGAGAGAGAUGGAGAGAUAUAGAAAGAAAAGAAAGAGAGAUGGAGAAAUACAGACAGAAAAAACAGAGAGAGAGAUGAAAAGGAGACAGAUACAAAUAAACUCACAAAAACAAACACAAACAAACAAACACACAUACAAACAAAAACAAACGCACACAAAAACAGAUAAAUCCAUAUUUUCCCCGCCGACCGCGACUUACGCACGUAACCCCCAUACAUAAUACACUACCCACCUCCUUCCCUACCCCCUACUCCCCCUCCCCUCCCCCUCUACCCCCUCCCCUUCCUACCUCCAAUGACAUUCAUACUUAUGCAGACCUCGCUAUAUUGUCAGCGGGUUUGACACUCCUAAUGCGUGACUUUUGUCUUUAAUUAUUAAAAGGAUUUAUUGAUUGCUAUGCAUCUCAUCUCUUCGGGGAUAGUGAAUAUCUGAGACAUGGAAUGUAAAU